AAACGACCUGAAUUUUUGUCACGAGCAUCGCCAAAACUUUUCUCCCCUUCUUGUGCUCAUUUAUUUUCGGUCGCAACUUAUAUUUUGGUGGAAACAGGCGCACUGUAGAUGAAAUUUAUUAUGAACCUUUUUGAUUUUGUUGAUUUUCUUUGAAAUAAAUUACACAUCUCGGUGCAACAAGUUUUGGAUUUUUGCUGGCAAUACAUUUCAUCUACAAGCAAAUUAUUAACGUAAAGGGAACGUAACGUAAACGAACGUAACGUAGACUAUGAUAAUUUAACUUGAAGAUACAAGAAUUCGACAACACAAAGAAAACAUGAAGAACGCAGAGGAGUGUGCACCAGAUCUAAUCCAAAAAGCUAAAAGAAGUAGAACUAAUGCUAGAAGCAAAUUUACAAGAAAGUGCAACGCAUUUGUCGAACUAAAUGAACGAGGUGAACAAUUUUUAGUACUACAAGAUAAAUUCAACGAUAUACGCGACAUUUUUAAGGAAUUGGAUAAUGCAAACGACCGACUUAUUGAAACGAUAAAUGAAAACGCACCACAUCACGUCAUGGACGGCAUGCUCGAAGAUUGUGAUUCAUAUAUGGAAGAAGUCGACUCCGUUCUCGAUCGAAUGCGAGCAAUAUACGCCUCUUGUGUUUCCAAAUCAUCUUCAGAGACGUACAGAUCUUCACAAAUUCAUGUAAAGGCUCUUGAUUCACCUCGCUUCGGAGGAAACAUUCGAGAAUACUCAAAUUUUAAGCAAGAUUUCACAAGAUUAAUGGUAAAAACAUACGGCAAGGACGCAUAUGCGCUCCGAUCAUGUUUAUAUGGUCCGGCUCUUCAAACCGUUAGAGGAGUCGAAGACGACUACGACAAAAUGAUUGAACGGUUGGACAAAGUUUUUGGAGAUUCGCGAAAAUUCGUCGAUACCAUCAUUAGCGACAUUAAAUCAAUUAAGCCCAUACACGACGGCGAUAGCAAGAAAUUCAUUUCAAUGGUUGACGUUAUAGAAAGAUGCUGGUUGGACCUUCAGCGAAUGGAUAUGAGUGAAGAAAUGGACACUGUUGCGAUGGUCAGCAUGAUAGAGAAAUUGCUCCCUCCAGUACAAAAGCGUGAAUGGAUAAUUCAUGUGGACACGAAUCGUAUAAAUUCCAAGGGGAUGUUCGAAGAGCUUCUGCAAUAUCUUUUACGCGAAAAACGAGUGAUCGAAUACACUGAACACGACCUCCGAACCGACAAAUCACGAACGCCUCAUCCUGCGACUGUAAAUCAAAUCGAUCGACCGUCUACAUCACAUUCAUCUCAUCGACCCUAUAAUCAUUACGCACCUGUCCAGACGCAAGAUAAUCAAAAUCAUUCCAGUAUCGUUUUUACAUCACGUCCAUGGUGCUGGUUGCAUAAAACUAACGGACAUUUGAUUGAAAAUUGUAGCGAUUUUUUGAAGAUGACGUUUACAGAAAAAUUUGAAGCCGCACGAAAAUUUGGUGCUUGUUUUAAUUGCCUUCGAGCUACCAGACACAUAGCUAAAAAUUGUUCGGAAUCAAACAAGUGUGACGUCAUAGAAGCAAAUCAAAGAUGUGGAAGACGGCACCAUCCUCUACUGCACAAAGCAUAUCUACCGGAACGUAAAGAACCUCAAGCCAGCCAAAUUAGUAAUGUACAAGUAAAAGAAAAUCGUCCUUUGUUGGCAGCUACUGCGGUUCAAUGUAACAAGCAGCGAGUUACUGUUAUGUGGGACUCUGGAGCGAACAUAUCUCUUAUCACCCACCAGGCAGCUGAACGACUCGGAUUACAAGGCAAUGAAGUCAGCCUAUCCAUAGUCAAGGUAGGGGGAGAACUCACGUCAUAUACCACCAAGGAAUACAAAGCGCCUCUCGUUGAUCUGGUCGGAAAGAUCUGGAUAGUGGAUGCAUACGGAAUAGACGAUAUCACUUCAAAUCUCCAGCGCGUGGACAUACGGCAAGUUGAGGGCCGGUUCCCUGGUAUUGAUAUUUCGAAAUUCACCAAACCUGAAGGAAAAAUCGACAUGUUAAUCGGCGUAGAUUUUUGCACAAUGAUGCCGACAGUUGUAAAAACAGUUGGGAACAGUCAACUGUUAGAAAACCAAUUCGGAUUCUGUAUAAGGGGAUCGUUUGGAGCGACGACAGAAGAAACCGAACAUACUAAUGCGACGAUCCGAAUCAACCAUACGAGCUUCGACCCACACCAAGACGGAAUCAAGAGAGAGUCCCCAAAACACAUUGUAACCGAAUUAGAGAACUUCUUUGAAAUUGAAAGUCUCGGUACAAGACAUAUACCGAAGUGUGGUGGUUGUCGAUGCGGAAAAUGUAUAACCGGAACGCAUAAUUUCACUUUGAGAGAAGAACAUGAGCUGCAAAUGAUUCGAAGUGGAUUGAGAUAUGAUAGUGAAAGCAACAAGUUCACGAUUGAAUAUCCCUGGAUCAAAGAUCCGAACAAUCUCCCAAAUAAUAUAGGAGCAGCAAGAGCAAAGCUACGGUCAAUGGAGAAUCGAUUACAAAGAUUAGAUCAUGAUUAUCGUAAGGCUUACUGCGAUCAAAUGACAGACAUGGAGAAACGCGGAGUGGCAAGGAAAUUAUCAAACGAAGAAAUUGACAGUUAUCAGGGACCGGUGCAUUACAUUCAUUAUCAUGAAGUGAUCAAACAAAAUUCGUCGUCUACCCCAAUACGUAUAGUAUUCAACUCAUCAGCUUCGUAUAUGGGCCACGUGCUCAAUGAAUAUUGGGCCAAAGGACCGGAUUUUAUAAACAAUUUAUAUGGUAUACUUCUGCGAUUCAGGGAAUAUCCAGUAGCUAUCACGGCAGACAUCUCGAAGAUGUAUAACUCUAUACAGCUCUCAACGCGCGAUCAACAUGUCCACCGAUACCUCUGGCGCGAUAUGGAUAAAAAUCGAGAGCCGGAUCAUUAUAUUCUGACGGCCGUUCCAUUCGGUGACCGGCCAAGUGGCACUAUCGCGUUAACCGCUCUCCAUACAAUAGCAGAGAGGUUCAGAGGACAGUAUCCAGAAGCAGCUGCCAUGAUCACUAGAAACAGCUAUGUGGAUGACUUGGUGCACUCAGUUCAUAAUCCAGACGAGGCUCUAGCAAUCGCCUCACAGGUGCAAGAUAUUCUAGCAAGUGGCAACUUCAUGAUCAAAUAUUGGACAAUUUCGGGGCAAAUUGAAUUGAAUGAUGCAAACAUUCGUGUGUCAAACGAAAGCAAUGAAAGGAUACUUGGAAUGUUAUGGAAGCCAGCGACUGACUGGUUUGCGUUUGAAAUGAAACUUAACCUUACAAAAGAAGAAAAGAUCACCAUCAGCUCGAAUCCGUCCAUGGAGGAAAUAUUACGCGUGAUACCGCCCGUGUUGACACGAAGGAUGUUGUUACGGCAGACAGCAACCAUCUUUGACCCACUCGGCCUCAUUGUACCCUUCACCAUUCAAGGUAAAGUUUUGAUGAGAAAACUUAUAACCCGUCAAGUCCCAAAUCAGCAGCUUGACUGGGACGAGUCCAUACCAGAAGAAUGCAAAGGCGAGUGGAUCACUUACUUAGCGGAUAUGUUUAGACUGAACCGCAUACAUUUUACAAGAUGUCUACAGCCCCCAGACGCAGACAGCGAUCCAAUCCUCAUCAUCUUUUCCGACGCCAGCUCACAGGCCUACGGAGCGUGUGCAUACGCCCGAUGGAAGCUUAAAUCUGGACAAUACAAGACCUGUUUAAUAACAGCAAAAAGCAAAAUAUCACCUAACCGUCAGCUCAGUAUUCCGAGGUUGGAGUUAUGUGGAGCUGUGUUAGCCUGUCGUUUAGGUCAAACGAUUUUGAAAGAAAUGACUUACAAGUUUCAGGAAGUUUUAUACGUGGUCGAUUCAAUGAUUGUUCGGUCACAAAUACAAAGGCAGUCAUACGGAUUCGGGACGUUCGUGGCAACCCGCAUCGCAGAAAUACAAGAGAAAUCAAGUCCAACUGAAUGGUGGUGGACCGGAGGUCGCAACAAUCCGGCUGACCUGACGACCAGAUAUACCAAGCUGGAGGAGCUGGACGUGAAUAGUGUGUGGCAAUCAGGACCACAGUUCUUGAAUUUUCCGAGAGAAUCGUGGCCCAUGAGCCAAAAGCCGUAUGAACACGAAUUGCCCGACAGUAUCGUCGUCAAUCUCACGACGAUUGGAACCAACACUGCCAGGCACGACAUUUGCAAUGACAUUGCAAUUGAAAAUUUCAGCAGCUAUGAUAAACUUAUCAGAGUCACUGCGAGAUUGUUGAGCAUUGUGGAAUCGGAUACAAGAUCCCUGAAGAGCAUCGGCAAACCAUUGACAGUGGAAGUCCUAUCAAAGGCCGAGGAAUUAUGGAUCAGACAAGCUCAAAGAACAAUUUUGGAAAACUGGCAAGUUCGGUUUAGGAGGCUCGGUCCUAGCCUAACGGAUGACGGUAUCAUUAUUGUAGGAAGUCGCAUUGCCAAAUGGCUCAAGGAGAAUUGGAAUCGAGAUUGUUACACGCUUCUACCAUCAAAUCACCCGUUAACACAUCUGAUCGUCCGCAAAAUCCACUGCCGGGAUCAUGGCGGUAUUGAUAGCACGCUAGCACAGUUACAGACGAAAUUCUGGGUGCCGGGAGCGAGACGAGUGAUUAAAAGCAUCAGGCGAGAGUGCAUCGUGUGUAGAAGGCUUUUUGAUAAGCCUUCACCUCAAGUGAUGGGACCGGUCAAUCCCAACAGACUCAAACCCAGUCCUGCAUUUCACCAUACAGCGCUAGACAUGUUCGGUCCCUUUUUGAUAAAGGAUACAGUGAAAAGAAGAACAACAACCAAGACAUAUGGAGUGCUGUUUACGUGCCUGUCCUCAAGAGCAUCGUACAUAGAUUUGGUAGAGGGUUACAGCACGCAGGAUUUUCUCCUGACGCUUCGCCGCUUCGCAACGAUUCGCGGGUAUCCUGCCACCAUAUAUUCAGAUGCCGGUUCGCAACUAACGGCUGCCAGCAGGGAAAUUCAAGACAUGACCAAUCAUUGGAAUGUCAAUGAGUUGGUGGAUGCUGGAGUCAACCACGGCUUGACAUGGAAAUUUACCAAGUCGGCAGAUGCCCCUUGGGAGAACGGAUGCAGCGAGUCCCUCAUUCGCCUUAUCAAACGGGCAUUGGCGAUAGCAGUGGGUGAUAGCAAACUGACUUUCAGUGAGCUGCAGACUGUCCUUUUCGAAGUAGCGAACAUCCUGAAUCAGCGACCAAUUGGAAGAAAACCGGGAGCGGAUCCACUCAGUGGUGCUUAUCUGUCACCAAAUGAUCUCUUGCUUGGACGCACGGGCAUCGACUCACCACAAGGGGAAUGGCCUGAAACAUCGAGGUUGGCAAGCCGAUUCUUAUUUUUGCAAAGGAUCGUUACAACAUUCUGGAAGAAGUGGUACCGGGAUUACUUCACACAAAUGAUUGUUCGACAAAAAUGGCACAUCCAACAGCGAAAUUUUCAAGUCGGAGACAUCGUGAUUGUCCAAGAGGACAACCCCGCGCGCGCGACUUGGAGGAUGGCAGAAAUAAGCAAGAUCGAACCGAGUUCUGAUGGAUUGGUCAGGGAUGUUACCCUGAGAUACAAGCCACUGACAAGCGGAUCAGAGUACAACGGACGGCCAGACAUACUCAUCAAACGAUCGACACACCGCCUGAUACUGAUCAUCGAAACAGACGAACGCACUCCGGGCGCCCCGGAGCCUCAGCGUGACCCCAGCGUGACCUCGGGACCUCAGCGUGACCCCAGCGUGACCCUGGGACCUCAGCGUGGGGGGAGUGUAUCGAGCGACUGAUUGAGCGAACGACGACUCCUCGUUCGGCAGAGAAACGACCUGAAUUUUUGUCACGAGCAUCGCCAAAACUUUUCUCCCCUUCUUGUGCUCAUUUAUUUUCGGUCGCAACUUAUAUUUUGGUGGAAACAGGCGCACUCUAGUAUGUAUUGGAUUCUUAUGAUUUUGUUAAAUUAUUCAAUAAUUCGUUUAAUUCAUCGGUGUGUCAUCUGGUACUGACGUCCUAUUCUGUUCUUCGUUUCAGGAUGAAAUUUAUUAUGAACCUUUUUGAUUUUGUUGAUUUUCUUUGAAAUAAAUUACACAUCUCGGUGCAACAAGUUUUGGAUUUUUGCUGGCA
This is a messenger RNA of Amphibalanus amphitrite, 6101 nucleotides long. RefSeq lists its product as uncharacterized. Gene Ontology annotation, molecular function: nucleic acid binding. The record is from RefSeq and is a predicted model, not a curated record. Gene Ontology annotation, biological process: DNA integration. Lineage: Eukaryota; Metazoa; Arthropoda; Thecostraca; Balanomorpha; Balanidae. The coding region runs from base 317 to 5767 and encodes 1816 amino acids. The transcript is spliced from 2 exons.